AUUGCUCCUUGGUAAUUCUAUAGUAUUCGCUUUUGCUCAAGGGAUAAUAAUUCAUGGUCCUGAGAGCAAAACUGUCUUCUUAAACCAGACAGCUGUGUUUACAUGUGAGGUAGAUACUUCUCACUCUGAAUGGAUAUUUAAUGGAACACUACGGUACAACUUUCCUCGUGGUGAUCUGGUCCUGGCCUUGUGGAAUUACACUGCUGCGGGUACUGUGAUGGAACUGAGUAUCAUAGCAAGAGCUGAGUACAAUGGAACUAUAGUUGAAUGUUUUGCAGCAUCAGUGUUUACUGACCCAAUAUUUUAUGAGACUAAGAUUGCCACAUUAAAUAUUCAAGGUAUAUUGUUAGCAGUAUCCAAUAAUAUGGAAGUUACAUAUGGUGCUACCUCAGUUAUCAUCUCGUGGACACCUCCAUUCUCUCUGGAUGUGACUGAUGUUGAUCCUGAUAUCUGGUACUCUGUCCUCAUCUACAAUGUGACAGAUGAGAACAACCCAACAGCCCUCCUCUGUACUGACUGUAUCAAUAUCACUGAGACAAAUUGUACCUUCACUCCUGACUACCUUAGCCCCUGUCAUGUCUACCUCUUCUCUGUUAUCCCAUUCAAUGGAGCUGGCCAGGGAGAGAGUAGCCAUAAAUGUCACUGUCAGGAGAUGUGGAAACAAAUAUGUAGAUACAUUCUCCAUGGAGUGAAUGGACUUGAUAAUGAGGCUGUACAUUUCAAUCUCUCAAAUUUGGGGGUUGAGAGACUUUUAGUCUACACACUGCCUGAAAAUGAGUAUUUUUCCGUCUUUUUCGAAGUGUUUACCACUGCUGGGGCAAUGAAUACAUCUUUUAACAACUUUUCAACAUAUGAUGUCCAGAGUCUGUCAAUGGAAGAGGAAAGAGGAGGAGGAGUGUUAGUGAGAGGAGAGUUUGUGAGUGGGUCACGAGCUGCAGGAUGUCUGGUAGUCCUCCAGGGACCCCCUACCUUUCCUGACAUAUUCAGAGCUCUUCUUAGAACCCAUUCCCAGGAUAAUGUCUCCACCACUGUGCCUGUCCCUCCCUCCACCUACACUGUGUAUGGAUAUGAUGUGGAGGAGAAUGACCUUCCAUACACAGUGCCUGCUGUUGUACUGGAGAAUCAGACCAUAAUGGAGUCAGGGAUGGAUGUGAUGAGGUCACCAAACACCUCCCAAAUACUCAAGAGUGGCAACAUAUCAAGAAACGGGUCAACUGUUGUGAUAGACUGUCAAUUCUCAGAGGUGUCUCCACAGACUGCCUCGUGUGUCCUUGUCUACAGAGAGUAUGGGACGGCCCUCCUGACAGUGGUAGACAUGCCCCACCUCCUACAUUUCCCUGUCUCUCUGGCUGUCCACUCUCCUGAGAACUACACAUUUGCCUUGUUUGGAAAACACCCUGUGACUGGAAUGGAGGAACAGCCUCUCCUCACUUUCAAGCUCAGUGAUGUAACAGAUAAAGAGGAGGAAACAGUGAAUGGAGAUAGGAAUGACGAUAAGGAGGAUACAGUGAACAAUGAAAGGAAUGAUGAAAAGGAGGAAACAGUGACUGGAAAAAGCAAUGUGGAAAAUUCCAAAACAGAAGUUGUUGUCAUAUCAACUGGCACUGCAGUAGUGGGAUGUGUUCUAGGAUGUGGCUCAGCUGUGUUAGUCAUGGUGGUGGUAAAACAUCUUCACAGAAGAAGCAAGUCCAGAAAUGCAACCAAUACAGGGACAGCUCAUCAGAUGAGAACCAUGCCAGUGUAUGACGAGGUUGUUCUUCCACCGACCACCUCCUCUUCUGUCAUUCCAACUGAACCAAACACAGCCUAUGUCACCACCACAAUGUCUCGGAAUAUCACAACUGACCAUAAUGUGGCUUAUGCUGCUCCUUUAUAAGAACGUGAUUGUUUUUUCAAAAUAAUGUUUGCAGUAAGUUUCACUAAGGGUAUAUAUAGAAAGGGGCCAUAAUAUUCUUGUAGUCCGAAGCUUACAAUAUCAAAAGCAAUUACUAACUA
Geodia barretti is the source of this 1995-nucleotide messenger RNA. The record is from the annotation of a GenBank genome assembly. NCBI's taxonomy places the organism in Eukaryota, Metazoa, Porifera, Demospongiae, Tetractinellida, Geodiidae.